This is a messenger RNA of Anguilla anguilla (European eel), 1267 nucleotides long. RefSeq names its product MICOS complex subunit mic25a-like. Gene Ontology annotation, cellular component: mitochondrion; MICOS complex. The transcript is spliced from 10 exons. The record is from RefSeq and is a predicted model, not a curated record. Gene Ontology annotation, biological process: inner mitochondrial membrane organization. The coding region runs from base 175 to 882 and encodes 235 amino acids. NCBI's taxonomy places the organism in Eukaryota, Metazoa, Chordata, Actinopteri, Anguilliformes, Anguillidae.
UACUGAACUACAGUACCCAGUCGGCUCCUCGUGGGUGUAUGAUACAUGAUAAAAUGUAAUUGGAUUUUCAUUAUUUUAUCCUCCUAUACGAUUUGAGAAUACUGCCAUGUCCUAGAACUGACCUUUCUUGGAGAGAACUUGCCUGACAAUUGCACUGGGGUUGCAGUCGCGACGAUGGGCGCCGGUGAGAGUUCGACCAGGAAAGUGUCUUUCGGGCUCGACGAGGACGACAGAGUCAAGGUUUUACAUGGAGUGAAGCUCUCUGAGGAUGUUUUGCAAAGGAUGCGGGACUCUGUGCACGGCCCAGUCUCUCAGGCGAAGCCCACAGGGAGCCCCAAAGGAGACCCAGUCCCACAGCCAGGACCCACUGCGCCCGAGGUGCAGGAGGAGCUCCGUCACAGGUACGAGCGGGUGCAGGAGAUGGUGCAGGAGGAGCUGGCGCGGAUCACGCGGCAGGAGAGGGAGGCGGGGCAGGGGGACGUCAACACCGCCGUGCUACGGGAGAGGGCGCACGGCCGGGACGAGGCGGAGAGGGCCAAACAGCUGCCGGCGGAGCUGGAUGCCUGGGAAAAGCAUCUGGAUAGAAAAGAGGCGGAGCUGAAGAAUCUGGCUGCCUUUUAUAAAGAGCAGCUGACACUGCUGGAGAAGAAGAACCUGGACUACUACAACCUGACGUCCGAGCUGUACCAGGAGGCCGCCACCAAGGCGGAGGCCCACGUGAAGCCCCGGACCAUCUCCCCCAUCUGCACUGGCCUUCAGGCUCAGGUCCUGGACUGUUACCGCAGCAACCAGAAAGAGACGCUCCACUGCUCCAACCUGGCCAAAGAGUACAUGCAGUGCAUUAACGCCGCCAAGAAGAGCCUGCUGGUGAAUCACGGCUGAAGAGGGGGUACCGCCGGCCCCGCCCCCCCGCCCCCCCCCACGCGGAGCGGCACCCGUCACUCCCGAUCAUCUCGCUUGUUUGCGUGGGGGCCGAGCGGCGGGCGGCCCAAAGCAUGCCUCCUCUCCCCCUCUCCUGUGCUCUCUCAGUGUAUUCUCUUGAUUUAUUUUGAAAUUGCACUACUCCAUCCGUCAGGGCGAAACAAAUCCCUCCAAUCCCGAAGAACAAAACACAAAAAAAAAAAAAACAACAAGAGAUUGAAGGAUGGGGCCUUUGUUGUGUGAGCUUUGAAUUUGAAUGCCGAACCCACGAGCGCCUGAACAACGUUGCGGUUGCAGAUUGUAUUUUACUCAUAACUUCAUUAAAGUGUGUCGUCCCCGACAACGA